AUGCAUUAUUUACUUUUUUUACAAAUUUUUCAAAACUUUGGCCCGACACAGCAGCAAAUCAGGCCGCUGCUGCAGCAAUCGCAGCCUAACAUAGUAGAGGCCAGACAGCAGAACCUGCGGAAAAUACAGCAGCUGCGACACACUCUGGAGCAGGCCCAGCAGCAAGAACAGCAGUACAGCCGUCAAAUGAUGGAGGUUAUCGGGUUCCAUGGUGAUUCUUUGAACCUCCAAGAAGAGCAGCAAAACCAGCUUCGCGCCCAGCUGCAGAGACAGAUGAAUAUGGCUCAGCCCAUGCAACCACAAGGUAUGGCCCCGCAGCAACGAAUGAUCCGACCUAGCGGACCUGCCAUGACAAGUAACCCUGGACUGAGACAUCUGUUGCAACAGCAACCACAGUAUCGUCAGCAGCAACAACAGCAGCAGGUGAUAGGGAUGAAUCAGAUGGGUGGACCACGAGCUUACCAGGCGUGA
Messenger RNA from Cloeon dipterum, 471 nucleotides. Its product is annotated as nuclear transcription factor Y subunit beta-like. The transcript is spliced from 4 exons. The record is from RefSeq and is a predicted model, not a curated record. The coding region runs from base 1 to 471 and encodes 156 amino acids. NCBI's taxonomy places the organism in Eukaryota, Metazoa, Arthropoda, Insecta, Ephemeroptera, Baetidae.